Messenger RNA from Eutrema salsugineum, 1182 nucleotides. RefSeq lists its product as uncharacterized. Bases 1 to 1182 code for a protein of 393 amino acids. NCBI's taxonomy places the organism in Eukaryota, Viridiplantae, Streptophyta, Magnoliopsida, Brassicales, Brassicaceae. The transcript is spliced from 2 exons. The record is from RefSeq and is a predicted model, not a curated record.
AUGGCAUCAUCUUCCCGAAAUAAUAUCGACGAUAUGAUGGAUCAACAAUUUGAGGAAAAAUGGGAUGGAUUUUUUGACCAAGCGUUUGAAAAUCUUAUGCGUCAAAGUGGUGCUCCUCAACCUAAACCCAAGAAAAAAAAAGCAUAUAUUGAUAGAGAUCGAGAAGAAGGGCAUAUUCGUUUAUGGAACGACUACUUCCGUGAAGAUGCAAUCUAUCCUGAUCAUCUAUUCCGGCGUCGUUUUAGAAUGAACAAACCCUUGUUCAUGAAUAUUGUUGAUCGCCUCUCCAAUGAAGUUCCUUUCUUUAAACAAAAAAGAGAUGCUACCGGAAGACUCGGACUCUCUGCAUUACAGAAGUCUACUGCAGCAAUUCGUAUGAUGGCAUAUGGUUGUGCGGCUGAUGCAGUUGACGAAUACCUCCGCCUAGGUGAGAGUACUGCAAUCUCAUGCUUGGAAAAUUUUGUGGAAGGAAUCAAAUAUUUGUUCGGAGAUGAAUUCCUCAGAAGACCGACACCAGAAGAUCAUCAACGACUGCUUGAUGAUGGAGAGUCCCGUGGAUUUCCCGGGAUGAUAGGAAACAUUGAUUGCAUGCAUUGGGAGUGGAAGAAUUGUCCCACGGCUUGGAAAGGGCAAUACACACGUGGUACUUUAAAUGAUAUCAAUGUUCUUGAACGCUCACCGGUUUUUGAUGAUGUAUUACAAGGCAAAGCUCCAAAAGUGAAGUACAUUGUUAACGGGCAUCAGUAUCGUUUGGCGUACUAUCUCACCGAUGGAAUUUAUCUAAAAUGGGCAACAUUUGUCCGAUCCUUUACUCAUCCAGAAGGUGAAAAGGCAAAAUUGUUUGCUAAAUGUCAAGAAUCUGUCCGUAAAGAUGUUGAGCGUGCUUUUGGAGUCUUGCAAGCUCGUUUUGCUAUUGUCAAAAAUCCAGCUCUUAUUUGGGAUAAAGUAAAAAUUGGAAAGAUCAUGCGAGCAUGUAUAAUACUUCACAACAUGAUAGUUCAAGAUGAACGGAAUGGGUACAUUCGUUUUAAUGUUGAAGAAUUCACACAAGUAGAGGCAAACAGAACAUCACAAGUGGAUUUAUCAUAUGAAACAGAUAUGCCGUCAAAUAUCAAUAAUUUGAUGGGCAUUCGAGACGAUGUUCGUGAUCGAAGGACGCAUGAACGAUUAAAAAUGAUUUAG